This is a messenger RNA of Salvia splendens (bonfire salvia), 1392 nucleotides long. RefSeq lists its product as uncharacterized. The transcript has a single exon. The record is from RefSeq and is a predicted model, not a curated record. Lineage: Eukaryota; Viridiplantae; Streptophyta; Magnoliopsida; Lamiales; Lamiaceae. The coding region runs from base 4 to 1377 and encodes 457 amino acids.
ACCAUGGUUUCGCAGUCUCCUCUUCCAUUAGUUUCCCAAUGCACCGUCUUCCCCCACCGCAAAUCCACUCUCCCCGAUCUCAAGCUCUCCGUUUCCGACCUCCCUAUGCUCUCCUGCCACUACAUCCAAAAAGGCUGCUUAUUCACACGCCCGCCCAUCCUUUCCUCCCUCCUCGCCUCCCAAUUGACGCGCGCCCUCUCCCACGCUCUCUCCCACUUCCCCCCACUCGCUGGCCGCCUCACCACCGAUUCCCACGGCCAUCUCUACAUUGCUUGCAACGACGCGGGUGCCGAUUUCUCGCACGUUUAUGCUUCCCAUAUACACGUGCGGGAUUUGCUACGCUACGCCGACGAUGUGUCCCCCGAAUUCAAGCGCUUUUUCCCCUGCGAUCUCACCGUCAGCUAUCGCGGCCAUUUCCGCCCGAUUCUCGCGGUUCGCCUCACAGAGUUAGCUGACGGCGUUUUCAUCGCGUGCGCCGUUAAUCACGCCGUCACGGAUGGGACCUCGUUCUGGAAUUUCUUCAAUACCUUCGCGGAGCUCAGCCGCGGUUUUAGGCGGAUUUCUAGGGCGCCGGAAUUCAGCCGCGGCUCGAUUUUUAUAUCUCCCGCGGUGCUGAGGCUGCCGGAGGGCGGGCCGGAGAUCACCUUCUCCAACGACGCGCCUGUGAGGGAGAGGAUUUUCAGAUUCAGCAGGGAAUCGAUUCAGAAGCUUAAAUCCGUCGUCAACAAUGGGAAAUUUGAAGACGGAAUCGACAUCGCCGAGCUGAUGGGGAAGCAGAGCAACGACACGUUGAUAACAGCGGCGAAAUCGGUGGAGAUUUCGUCGUUCCAAUCGCUGUGCGCGCUGCUCUGGCGCGGGAUCACCCGCGCCAGGAAGCUUCCAGGGGGCAAAACGACGACGUUCCGGAUGGCGGUGAACUGCCGCCACCGGGUGGAGCCGAGGCUGGCGCCGCUCUACUUCGGGAACGCAAUCCAGAGCAUUCCGACGCAGGCAGCGGCGGAGGAGGUCCUCGGGCGAGGCCUCAGGUGGUGCGCGGAGCAGCUGAACCGGAAUGUGGUGGCGCACGACGGCGACGCGGUGAGAAAAUAUGUCGAGAGGUGGGAGCGGGACCCGCGGUGCUUCCCGCUGGGGAAUUUUGACGGGGCGAUGAUCACAAUGGGCAGCUCGCCCCGGUUCCCCAUGUACGAUAAUGAUUUCGGAUGGGGCCGGCCAGUUGCUGUGCGCAGCGGCCGCGCCAAUAAAUUUGAUGGGAAGAUCUCGGCCUUUCCGGGCCGAGAGGGCAACGGAGUUGUGGAUUUGGAGGUGGUUUUGGCUCCGGACACCAUGGCGGCCUUGCUAUCCGACCCGGAAUUCAUGCAAUAUGUAUCGGCUUAUUAGUAAACAUAUUAUUAG